AUGGUCAAGGCAGACUACAACCGCGACUACUAUGCGGAUCUUGACCUCCCGCAGAAUGCAGAUGUGAACGAGGUCAAGAAGCAGUUUCGCAAACUUGCCCUCAAAUAUCACCCAGAUCGUAAUCCCGGACGCGAAGCCGAGGUGAACGCAAAGUUUCAGACUAUUCAGGCCGCCCAUGAAAUUCUCACCAGCCCGGAACAGAGGAGCAAAUAUGAUGCCCAACGUUCGCGCCGCUUCCCCGGCGCAUCCAAUGUCAAGGGAAAUCCUUGGGCGGAUGCUGGCAAGAACUUCCCUCCGCCUCCGCAACGGAAUCGCCCAAAUGCUUCCAGUGCGUCGUCGCGACCGGCGGGCACCGCUUCUUCUGCCGAUAGAUACGCCAAAUUCCCCAACCACCCGCCACCAAUGCCACCGAGGCCGACCGAGGACCCACAGUCGAGGGCGGAGGCAUUUGUGUCCAUGAGGCCAAAGCCGAAGCAUAGGGCCCCCACAGCCCCUCAUCCAGGUGUGCACACUGGCUCCAGUUCCUCCGGCGCAUCGACUAGGACCAGACCACCGGAUACGCGACAAACUGCCUACACAGCGUCGCAACAGAAAAAGGCGGAGGCUUCGUUCGGAAAUAGAACUGGUCGGUCAUCAAGGUCUGGCUUCGUGCCUGGAUCGACCAUGGGGGACGAGCCGCCUGUGGCCAGCAGCAACUAUUCAUCUAGCAGGAGACACACCAGCCUGUUCGAUGAGGCUGCAGCGCCGCCCCCAGUGCCUCCCAGAGAGCGCGCGGAUUAUGGUGCCGCUUCCGGUGCAGAUGACGGGUUUCCUCCAAACCUGGAUCCUCGCAGCAGCCCGUACCAAACUCGGAGUGGCGAGAGGUUGGAUCCCUUUGAGGGAGGAACGUCUGUCAACAGGGCAAAGAGUACUAGGGAGAGUCACCGUAGGGCCCAAGACGAUCCUGAUCAUUUCACAACCCCAAAUCGCCAGCGUAGCUUCAGUGUAUCAGACGAACCCGAGGGCACCAAAUAUCCUGCAACAGAGCCCAGGCAAGCAAAUAUCAGCAGGAAGGCCACUGCAAACACUGGGAAUAUACCCGACAGUGCUAGAGUAUCUCGAUUCGGGGACCACUUCUCUUCAUCAAAUGCGGGUCCGGGAAUGCCCGCAGCCUCAUCGGCAGGCUAUGGUUAUCAUGACGGUUCCGCACCACCGACAACGAGCGGCGCAGCAGCCGAUGGCUCUCAUGGUUCUCGAGCAUUCAGAGACAACUCGGGUCCCCAUCCCAAUGUGUAUGACGUCGCAGACCCUACAACCCACCCCUCGAGCUUUCCUUUCGAGGCACCCCCGGCUCGCCCAAUGCCUGCUGCCAGUGCGACCGUUAGUAUCGAUCGCCACUCACAUUCAGUGUGGAACGGUGGUAGCAAACGGCUUUCCAGUGGAGGCCGUAGCAUGUGUGCCUAUUCCGACUUGAAUGUUUUUGAACAGAAGCAGUUCGACCUGCUUGAUAAGCUUGUCAGGAAGGAACCGAUGCACAAAGGGGAAACGGGUUCGGCGCGGGGGUCGCAGUCCAAGGAGACUGGACAUCCGCCCGAAAGCCUGAGCCACUUGAAUACAGCGUCGAGAUACCAUAGGUACAAGGAGACUGACAAGUUUAACAAUUACAGCUUCCCACAAAACCCGAAAACCGGCGUGCAUGCAGAUGCCGCAGAGCCAAGCAGCUUCGCGAGAAAUAGUGCAGAAUCUAUCAACACUAGGUUUGUUCCUGAUGAGCACACAAACGUUAACUGGCAGUUCAAUGCUGGCGGCGACUUUAGCCCGAGUACGAAUGGGGCGGGGUCCCGCCGCGCACAGUCCGGUAGCCGACUUGGUCGACGAUCCCCUACCAAAGGCCGCUCACGGAUGGCGGGCAUGGCUGCAGGCGCUACAGCAGCCACGGCCGCCGGGAUGGCCGCUGCUGGUGCGUUCAGGAACGUAGGCUCGGGUUCGGAAGGUAGUAGCGAGGACGAGGGGGUAACUUCACCGACACGCACCGAGAAACGACCUUCCCCACAGCAAGAUCAAUCUGGUUUCGAUGCCGAUAUCUGGAGCGACAAAAUCGGCUCUGAGCAUUUCGUGCCGGUGCCUCCAUCUCGAGGAUCGGGCUCACCAUCACGGCCGCCCAUGCGACCUCCAAAGAGGCGACCUACGGUUAGAAUGACGAAGGGAGGCUCGGCUGGUCUUGUGGAGGAAGAGGAUAUAACCAGUGGCGAAGACCGGGCGGGUGGAGUUGCCGUGGAUGGCAUGGACAGCUCGAACGCUAUGGACAUCGACACACCCAUGGGCGAGCCUACUGCUGUACCCCAAGCUGCGGCAGCUAAUGGUGUACGGGGGGUGCCAGUCGAACCCUCUCGACCAGAGUGGAGGGCCGGUGAUGCAAACGGUUUCGCCACUACAGCUCCUCCUACUGCUGUUCCUGCCUCCGAUGCACCGGUUGUCAAGCCCCGGUUCAACGUUAGCAACGCUGCCGGGUCUGAGGAUACGGAUGAGUUACGAGCGGGUUUUGAUGAUCUCAAAAAAGUUGAGCCGAUUGCCCAGCGAGCAGCCGGUCUCAACUCCUUUGAUGAUCUCAAGACACAUUUACCUUUUGAGAGCAGGGCUUCGGUCAAUCCACCUAUUGAGAAAACCAAGGGAACCCAAGAGACAUCCAUCAACUUUCCCAAACCGCCGGUGCCUCCGCGCGCGCCAGCUCCAUUGGCGAUCUCUGGUCUCAAGCCGAGCGGAUCUGCAUGGGAGGCCCAUGUUCACGAGUUCGAGAUUUACCUGCGCGAGUGGGAUAACUUCAACUCCAAGUUUGUGGACCAUGUGCUCGCCCGGCAGAACCAACUAAACAAGGCAAAGCAGAAGAAUGGGCUUUCGCUGCUGUAUACACUCAACGUCAAGAGCACCCAGGAGUAUGCUAGCUGGCUUGAGCAGGAUCAACUGGUACACGAAAAGUGGACAGCAUAUCACAAUGAGCACCUCAAGCGGGUGCGAGAGUUCAUGGCGCACCAAGAGAAGAUGAAGGAGUAA
This is a messenger RNA of Pyricularia pennisetigena, 3030 nucleotides long. RefSeq lists its product as uncharacterized. The transcript has 3 exons. The coding region runs from base 1 to 3030 and encodes 1009 amino acids. The record is from RefSeq and is a predicted model, not a curated record. Gene Ontology annotation, cellular component: cytoplasm. NCBI's taxonomy places the organism in Eukaryota, Fungi, Ascomycota, Sordariomycetes, Magnaporthales, Pyriculariaceae.